AGGAGAGGGGUGGGGCUAAGGCCGGUCAGUCAGGCUUUGGGAAGCCGGGAAGAAAUUGUCUCCCGGCCGUGAGAAACACGGGAGGUAAUAGGGGGGGCAACGGCGGUGCUGGGGUCGCCCCCGCCUUGUGAUUGACAGCCCGGACUUUCCACCCGGGCGGUGAAGUCAGAGCAGGGAAUGUAUGACAACAUGUCCACAAUGGUGUAUCUAAAAGAAGACAAAUUGGAAAAGCUCACUCAGGAUGAGAUUAUUUCCAAGACUAAACAAGUGAUUCAAGGCCUAGAAGCCUUGAAGAAUGAGCACAAUUCCAUCUUACAGAGUUUACUUGAGACACUAAAAUGUUUGAAGAAAGAUGACGAGACCAACCUGGUGGAAGAAAAAUCAAAUAUGAUUCGGAAGUCUUUGGAAAUGCUAGAAUUGGGACUAAGUGAAGCUCAGGUGAUGAUGGCUUUGUCAAAUCAUCUAAAUGCUGUAGAAUCAGAGAAGCAGAAAUUACGUGCCCAAGUUCGUAGGCUAUGCCAAGAAAACCAGUGGCUAAGAGAUGAACUCGCUAAUACCCAGCAGAAAUUGCAAAAAAGUGAACAGUCUGUGGCUCAGCUGGAAGAAGAAAAGAAGCACCUUGAAUUCAUGAAUCAGUUAAAAAAAUACGAUGAUGAUAUAUCACCUUCAGAGGACAAAGACGCAGAUUCUGCCAAAGAACCAUUGGAUGAUUUAUUCCCCAAUGAUGAAGAUGACCAAGGACAAGGAAUUCAACAGCCACAUAGCAGCGCAGCAGCAGCUGCCCAACAAGGUGGUUAUGAGAUUCCAGCAAGAUUAAGGACCCUCCAUAAUCUUGUCAUUCAGUAUGCUUCCCAAGGUAGAUAUGAGGUUGCAGUACCACUUUGUAAGCAAGCUCUCGAAGACCUUGAAAAGACUUCAGGCCAUGAUCACCCGGAUGUUGCCACUAUGUUGAACAUACUUGCAUUAGUAUACAGGGACCAGAAUAAAUAUAAAGAUGCAGCAAAUUUACUGAAUGAUGCCCUGGCCAUUCGUGAAAAGACCUUAGGCAAAGAUCAUCCUGCGGUUGCAGCAACUUUAAAUAAUCUUGCUGUACUUUAUGGGAAAAGAGGAAAAUACAAGGAAGCUGAACCUUUAUGUAAGAGAGCUUUGGAAAUCAGAGAAAAGGUGCUGGGAAAAGACCAUCCAGAUGUUGCCAAACAGUUAAAUAAUCUGGCAUUACUAUGUCAGAACCAGGGCAAAUAUGAAGAAGUAGAAUACUACUAUCAGCGGGCACUUGAGAUCUACCAAACAAAACUGGGGCCAGAUGAUCCAAAUGUAGCAAAAACAAAGAAUAAUUUGGCAUCCUGCUAUUUGAAACAAGGGAAAUUUAAGCAAGCAGAAACUUUGUACAAAGAGAUUCUUACUCGUGCCCAUGAAAGAGAAUUUGGCUCCGUGGAUGAUGAAAACAAACCAAUUUGGAUGCACGCUGAGGAGAGAGAAGAAUGCAAGGGAAAACAAAAAGACGGCAUGACAUUUGGUGAAUAUGGAGGCUGGUACAAAGCUUGCAAAGUUGACAGUCCAACAGUUACAACUACUUUAAAGAAUCUUGGAGCACUUUAUAGACGUCAAGGCAAAUUUGAAGCUGCUGAAACACUAGAAGAGGCAGCAAUGAGAUCCCGUAAACAGGGACUUGAUAAUGUUCACAAACAAAAAGUUGCUGAAGUACUUAAUGAUCCAGAAAGUAUAGAGAGAAGGCAAAGCCGUGAGAGCCUUAAUAUUGAUGUGGUAAAGUAUGAGAGUGGACCUGAUGGAGGAGAGGAAGUGAGUAUGAGCUUAGAAUGGAAUGGGGAUGGCACUGGAUCAUUAAAACGCAGUGGUUCCUUUAGCAAACUUCGUGCUUCAAUUAGACGCAGCAGCGAGAAGCUGGUUAGAAAACUGAAGGGAGGAAGUUCACGAGAAAGUCCUGGCAUGAAGCGUGCCAGUUCAAUGAAUAUUCUUAACGUGGGUGGCAAAACAACUGAAGAUCAUUUUCAAGGACGAACUAAUUGUCUGACAGAUUCAAGAGCUAAGAGUGUCAGUCACACUGAUUUGGCCCACUGAGGUUCUGGAACAGAUGCUAGCUAAAAUAUUCGUAUGAAUCAUGAAGCACUGAGAUUCAGAGGUUUUGGGGGUCCCCAUUAUGAUCUUUUUAGCACUUUCUAGGUUAAAGACAUAAGAGAAUGGACUAUUUCUAGGCUCUCUUAAAAUAACUGGCAUUUUAAAGAAUCCUAGCGUUAGCAAUUAGCUUCUUUCUGAAGCAUGCUGAGUUUGUUGCAUUGUUACUAGCAAAUUGGAGUUUGUUACAGAUAGCUGUAUAGCAGUAUUCAUAAGCAGAGGAAAAUAUGCCCACAGAAAGGAACUGAAAUACAAAAAAUGCAAAAGCUUUCCUCAACAUGCUGUUUUAAAACUGUUACAGGAACAUCCAUUUUUAACUAUGUAAGCAUCUGCUAGAAUGAGAUUUACAUUAAGUUCAUCGCUGUAAGGAAUAAGGACUUUGUACACAUUAUAUAUAGAUUACAGAUAUGAAAAUCGUCAUGUAGCUUAUGACAUUCAGGUUUGAAAUCAAGAAGGCACGAUACUGGUUAAUUGGAAUGGAAUAACUUUGACACCUCUUGAAAAUGACAAUAGCCAAUUUAUUGUGGCUUUCUUCAGUCUAAAAAAUAAUGAAAGUGGUGCAAUUUACUUUAACCUGGAAGAGAAAAGCAGAAUAAGCUAAACCCAUCAGGUUUUCAGUCUUCAUUUCAAUCCCACAGAAUACUCCUUUUUUUCCUCAGUCCAGAAUUGUAAGAAAUUGUUUGCCCUCUUGAAUCUGACUUCUAUUUCAGUUUGGAGGGGAAAAAUAAGUACUGUACUGUGAAGUUGUGGCUUGCAAGAGGAUCUCGUAAGAAAUUUGUCAGGAUGAACAAAAGCCAAUUAGUGGCAACUUUUUCAAUCUUCCAUUGGUUUAUUACUUGUUUGGAUGAUAAAGUCUUUCUCUUCUCAGGGGACUAGAUAAGAAAGGAUGUUUAUCUGUUUCCAUUUUGCAAUACUAUUAUUUGCAAGCAGGAAGUAGGAAAUGUGUCCAAGUCAUGAUUGUAUGCCAAGAAAAUUAAAUCUCUGGCCACUAGGAAUAACUGAGCUAAAUUAAUUUUGCUUACUUUUUUGCAGUACAAUCAAUAUUAAUGUGAACUGCAGAGGUUAAAGCACUAAAAGGGGAAUGUAUUCUAGUUUUAUAAAAAUUACAUGUAACAAGAUUUGUGGUGAAGCUACAUCAGUCUAGUCUUUAAAUGAAAACUGAGGUCUGGUCAAUGCUGCUGACUAUAUAGAGGUUUUGCAUAUCAUUUGCAUAUCAUUUGCAAAUCUCAGUGAAUUAUACUUGCUGGUUCACAAUGGAGUUGGUUAUAUUGUUCUUAACCAUCUUCGUUAAAUUCUAAAAUUCUGAACUGACUUUGGAAAGCAAAUAUAAAGAAACCAAAAAAGCUGAUGUAAGAUACAAUGACUCUCCAUUUUAAAGUUGUUGUAUUUGGAUUCCUGUCUGAAAAUGCUGAAAAUUACCAUUGGUGGUAUAUUCUAAUACAAUUUCAGCCUGUUACUCAAAGUGGACAAUAAAUACGCCUUAUUCAAUAUAUUUUUGAGAAUAAGAACAUAAAAUUUAAAGGUCUUUGGAAUGAAGUGGUUAGGUUAUUAAAAUAAUACUAGUCUCCCUUAUUUUUAACAAUUUUCCCAUUUUUAUUUUCUUAAGGAGAAAAAGAUACAUAAAUAAAAUGUCCUUUGUAUGGUAACAUGGUUGUGAGUUACAUUGUCCUUUGUGUUUAAUAAACAUUUUUUUCAAAUGAAUAUUCAUAUUUAUCUUUAUAUUGUUAUAAAAUUACCUCUUGCAUGCAUACAGUUUAAAUGAAAGUUGAAAAUAUAUGCUGCCAAAAAGUUGAAGGGGGGCAGCCUUUUAAUACCAUCUUAUUUUGAUCUUAUAACAAAGUAUAAUAGUAUGCUUAGAGGAAUGAAGCACAACAGCUGGCUCUUCAUUUGGCGGGACUAAAAUUUUGAUCUGUCCAGUAGAACGUAUGAAUAUUGUUACUUUAUGUCCUCCAAAGGAGAUGAAAUAAAUUCUCAGAAUUUUCAGGAUAUCUAGACUUAAAAUUCUGGAAAUUAUAGGAAAAUCUACUUUUAGAAGAUAAAUCUAGUAUGUUAUGUAUUAUGAAUAAGCAAAUGACCUAAAAUAUUAAUAUUGUCUCAUGGGAAAUAAAUGUUUAUGGCUAAUCUGUAUAACUCUGCUAAACUUGGUUCUUAGUAUCUGACUAUCCUGCCUUGCUUAUUAUGGAUCUAUCAGUGAAUAAGAAAUGAGAGAAAAAAUUUACCUGAUACUUUUCUUUGAAGCAGUUUACUCAGUUCAUUUGAUUAGAAAACUAGAUAUACACAAACCUAUGGUUGGGCCAUGCUGUGCAAUGGGUGGUUGUGAUAAGUUAUCACUCUACUGAUAUACUAUUGAGGAAAUUAUGGCUAUAGUAUAUCUUAUCUUCUGCAAUGUUACAGAAACAGUUACCAUAUAUUUCCAGCUCAUGAUACAAACAGUUUAGCUUUUCACUAAUUUAAGUGAGUAUUGUAAAAAAAAUAAAUCACCAUUCAUUUCAUUAGAAUCUUGUAUUUGGUGCAAAAAUAACUUUGGUUUGUGCAUCUGUUGUACCCAUUUGAAGAACUCACCAGCAUGGGGGUUCUUCCUGAAGAUUGCCAUUUCUCACGACUCUGGGGUUUUUAACUAAAACAGCUAUGAAUUGAGAGCUCAAUUGCAAUAUUAAUCUAUCUGAUAUCUGCACAUUAGCUGUCUUGACAGCAACAUUAUUCAGAUAGAUUUUUUUCCUCUUUAGUUUUUUCUUUAAUUUUAAAAUAGUAUAAGUGAUGGUGGUAAUCUAAAUUGCCUGUUACAUUAUAUCUUUUCUUGGACAAUAUUGUUAACUAGUACCCAGGUCACAAUUUUAUUUGUAUUAUAAAAUAAAUAAAAAUAUGUUGCAAUAUUAAAUAUAGUUUACCUAAGCUACAUCUUUAAUAGAUGUUCCUAUAUCCAUUUAGGAUACUCAAGAAUAUAAUUAGCCACCAUACAAGUCUUUGAAAGAAACAUUGGGGUUGGGCUAGAAGACCUCCAAGGUCCCUUCUAACUGUUAUUCUGUUAACAUGAUGAUCUAGAACACUUGCCUUGCUUGAUUCAGUAGUUAUUCAUAAAUAUAUGAAAAAUUGGCAUUAGUAACAUCUGGUUUCAAGAAAAUGCUUCAUGGAAAACAAUUCAGAUGACAUUUACUACAGAUAUCCCUCUUUGCAAGCAGGAAUGCUUUUUAGGUUUAACAACAUGUUAAAUCAGCUGGCUAAAAGAUGUUUUGUGUUAAACUAGUAAUUCCACUGAUUAUGGAAAAUUAAAUAUUUUUAUUGUAUAUAUUUCUGAAGCAGGUUGUGUAGUGUUUUACUGAAUUUGUUUACAAUGUUGAAAUACACCAAUUUGUUAACAAGGUCAAUUUUCCCACUGAACUCUGCUACUGAAAUCAUCUGAAGUACAAAAUUCAUACUUGUAACAUAAAUCCAUGUAAAAAAUAUUUUGCCAGAACAUAUUUAUAUUUUGCUGAAAUUAUGAAUAUUCCUUUAAAAAUAUGAAACUUUAUUUCAUUAUUGUAUAUCGCAAUAUUAAAUCAGAAAAAAAAUGUUACUUUUAAAAACACACUACUGUAAUUCUUAAUCAGUGUGUAAUUAUCAAUGUGCAAUUCUAUGGCUUCAGAUAGUAAAUUAAAUAGUUUUUGUA
This is a messenger RNA of Pseudonaja textilis, 5779 nucleotides long. It is a transcript of the gene KLC1, whose product is annotated as kinesin light chain 1. Gene Ontology annotation, cellular component: cytoplasm; kinesin complex. Lineage: Eukaryota; Metazoa; Chordata; Lepidosauria; Squamata; Elapidae. Gene Ontology annotation, biological process: microtubule-based movement. The record is from RefSeq and is a predicted model, not a curated record. Gene Ontology annotation, molecular function: kinesin binding.